GUGGGAUCUUGAGGUGAGGCCGAAGACGGCGAACACAUCUGAACACAUCUCCGGUCAGCGUCAUCCUGAGUCAUGCCUUCUGCUGUACCAACUGUCCUCCUGAUGGGGGCGCUGUUGGUCGCGUCAGCUUUUGCUCAAUCUUACGACGACGCUCAAAUGGUUGAAUUGUGUGCCAACAUGGAGCUGGAAGAAUGUCCCAGUGAUACUAUGUGUGGGGUGUACCGCCUCAAUGAAAACAGCUGUGUCAAAUUAUCAUCCAUGCAAGAGAAUUUCGAAGCGGCAGAGAGAUUGUGCAAAUUUAUCAAGGGUAAAGUGGUCAAAGUGGAAAAUGAGGAGGAGCACAAGAAGCUGCUGUGUAUGAUGUACCGGCUGUACCCAAAGCCGCUCAGCUACUGGAUCAGUUCUGUACGACGACAGGGUAGUGAAUUCCGGUGGGUUGAUGGCAAUGGAAAUGUGACAUUUGCUCCAUGGCAUUCAACUCCACCCAGCUAUGGAAGGGAACCGGACUGUGUGUGGAUGAACUCUGACACCUGGGGUCCGUGGGACAAAGGCAAUUGUCGAAUGAGACAAUCUGUGGCAUGUCAGAUACCAAUGUGAUUGUUUGUUCCUCCAAGAGUCAACAAGAGCAGCCACUCACUUUGUCUCGUCGAGAGCAGAAACAUGCUUUUACAGGCAUUGUAAUAAACUUCAAGCA
Messenger RNA from Doryrhamphus excisus (bluestripe pipefish), 694 nucleotides. RefSeq lists its product as uncharacterized. NCBI's taxonomy places the organism in Eukaryota, Metazoa, Chordata, Actinopteri, Syngnathiformes, Syngnathidae. The record is from RefSeq and is a predicted model, not a curated record.